AUGGAACCAAAGCGAGUCGAGUCAAGUCAAGUCGUUCGUCGCCUGACGCUCGGCUUAUUCCCACUCGACUCCAUUCCACCUCAUCCCAUUCCAUCGCAUCACUUCCCAUCCCAUUCCACCCCAUUCCACUCCAUUCGCAACGAAGUUUGUGUAGGAGGAAGAAGAAGAAGAAGAGGAAGGGAAAGGCGUCGCUUUCGCUCCGACUGCGCCGAGUUUUUACUCGCCCGUGUCGAGCGCAGUCAUUGCAACGCGCGCAUCAUCACGUGCGCUGUGUUGACCGACCCCGGGGAAGAUGCGUUGGAUGACUUGGAUGCGAUUGUUCGGCAGAAGGAAGUUUGCCAGGGACCGUUGGAUGAGGCAGCGCCAGUCAGACCAAGUCGAAGCCAGGGCGAGGAGCAGCCGAGGAGUCUUCGCCGUCGCGCCUGA
Messenger RNA from Notodromas monacha, 426 nucleotides. Lineage: Eukaryota; Metazoa; Arthropoda; Ostracoda; Podocopida; Cyprididae. The record is from the annotation of a GenBank genome assembly.